Messenger RNA from Mangifera indica (mango), 1748 nucleotides. RefSeq names its product aspartic proteinase PCS1-like. The transcript has a single exon. The record is from RefSeq and is a predicted model, not a curated record. The coding region runs from base 141 to 1481 and encodes 446 amino acids. NCBI's taxonomy places the organism in Eukaryota, Viridiplantae, Streptophyta, Magnoliopsida, Sapindales, Anacardiaceae. Gene Ontology annotation, biological process: proteolysis. Gene Ontology annotation, molecular function: aspartic-type endopeptidase activity.
UUGUCAUCAUAAGAUCUAACCGCUCAAUUAGGAAACCGCGUUCUUUUUUUUUUUUUUUGUAAUUUUCUCUUCUUUUUGGCGUAUAAAAUACAGCCCCCCACUCCUUCACUCCUUACAUACACACUCACUCUGCCUCCGCCAUGACUCUCAAUGCCAUGCUUUUCUUUUUCUUCUUGACGCCCUUUCUUUCACUUUCGUCUCAAGAAACUAUCAAACCCCAGUUGAACAAAAACAAUACUUUCUCUCUUUACUUUCCUCUUACUUCUCGUUCUCUUUCUCCUCAUUCUUCUCCCAAAUUUUAUUCUUCUUUUGUUGCGCCGACCAGGCCGAAAACCGGAGUGAAAGCCGCUCCGUCGUUGAACUUCAGAUCGAAGUUCAGGUAUUCGAAGGUGCUCAUUGUGUCUCUUCCCAUUGGGACGCCACCGCAGACUCAAGAGAUGGUGUUGGAUACCGGUAGCCAGCUAUCUUGGAUUCAGUGUCACAAGAAAACUGCUCUUUCUCCCAAGAAGCUUGGUCCCCCUACGACGUCGUUUGAUCCUUCUCUCUCUUCUUCUUUCUCUGUUUUACCGUGUAAUCAUCCGGUGUGUAAACCGCGGAUUACCGAUUUUACCCUCCCGACGGAUUGUGACAAGAACCGUCUGUGUCAUUACUCGUACUUCUACGCUGAUGGCACGUUGGCUGAGGGUAAUCUCGUCAGAGAAAAGUUUACAUUUUCACGUUCUCAAAGUACCCUUCCUUUGGUCCUUGGCUGUGCGAAGGAUCCUAGUAACGACAAGGGCAUUUGGGGAAUGAAUGUUGGACGGCUGUCUUUCGCUUCCCAAGCCAAAAUAUCCAAGUUCUCCUAUUGCGUUCCGCCACAAAGCUACCGAGCCGGGUUUACACCAACCGGGUCGUUUUACCUCGGUGAAAACCCGAACUCAUCCGGGUUUCAAUAUGUUAAUCUAUUGACUUUUACUCAAAGUCAACACAUGCCAAAUUUGGAUCCCUUGGCGUACACUGUUGUUUUGCAAGGAAUCCGAAUCAAAGGUAAAAAAUUAAAUAUUCCAGCGACGGUAUUCCGACCCGAUGCUAGUGGGUCGGGGCAAACAAUCGUCGAUUCUGGAUCCGAGUUCACUUAUCUAGUGGAUGAAGCUUACAAUCAAGUAAAGGCAGAGGUUGUCAGACUGGUGGGCCCUAAGUUGAAAAAGGGGUACGUGUACGGUGGAGUUUCGGACAUGUGUUUCGACGGAAACGCUUUAGAGAUCGGGCGGCUGAUCGGUGACAUGGUGCUGGAGUUCGAUAAAGGAGUGGAGAUAGUGAUUCCAGAAGAAAGAAUGUUGGCAAACGUGGAGAAUGGGAUCCAUUGCGUGGGAAUCGGACGGUCAGAUAUGCUUGGCAUCCCAAGUAAUAUAAUUGGAAGCUUUCAUCAGCAAAAUCUGUGGGUGGAAUUUGAUCCGACGAACAAGAGGGUGGGCUUCGGUAAGGCGGACUGUAGCAGAUGAGCGUAAAUAUAUGUGGUCGUGCUUGUUUGCCCGACGUGCAUGGAUAAAAACAGUAACAUACAGAUAUUUUUCUGUGAGCUACUGUGCACACUAUAGUUAAAAAGAGAAUUGACCGCCGGAUUGGAUUCUCUGAGUUACGGUCUACAUUAGAGUAAGGCCGGAGUGGGGCAGAAGGUCCCAGCAUUGAGAUGAUAAGAUGGGAGCAUAGGCCCAUUCAGUAGUGUUGUAUUAGUGAUGAUGAGACUAUGUAUAUAUGAGGAUGUGAAA